AUGAGAUUGCUAUCACCUGAAAAAUUAUAUUUUCAUAAUUUAGAAUUUGGUCGUAUCGACACAGUUAUUAAAGUUGGCGCGUCAUUAUCGCAAGAACAAAUCUUUCGUGCACAAUUCGUCGUCUUAAAAAAAUGUGAUUAUUUUCGUGCGGCGUUUGCUAACAGUUGGGCAAAGAAAAAAGAUGAUUUAUUUGUAUUCGAAAAACCAAAUAUUACUCCAGAAAUUUUUUAUAUAGUUUUGUGUCAUAUCUACGAAAAAGAAAUAAAGUUGGAAGAGCUACACGACGUAGAACGAGUCAUGGAUGUGGUGGUUGCUGCUGAUGAACUAAUGUUACCAGAACUUGCCAAUUAUGCUCAAUCCUUCUUACUCUCUGGUUAUAAAAAAUGGGUGAAUCGUAAUCUCGUCAAAGUUUUAAAUAUCACUUUUGUCCACCCACAUAUCUUCGAAGAAUUGGCUCGCCGAAUUAUUCACAAAAUGAAUCGAGGUUCAAUUUCUUUAUUGCGUACAGCUUUUCUACACAAAUUGGAACAACAAACAUUGAUCGCAGUGCUCGAGAGAGAAGGAAUACCGAAUGCCGGAUUAGCCUGGGAUGUAAUAUUUCGGUGGGCGUUUUCGCAAGUAGUUCAUUUCGAGAAACAAAAAUACGAAUCCGAGCGAACAUCGACGUCAAAUUCAAUAUCGAAAUUGCCGCCUGCAUUUAUAGGAUCGUUAAGAGAUAAAAUUGCUCAAUUAAUUAAACAUAUAAGAUUCUCACAAAUGUCGCAUAACGACUUUGUCGAAAAAGUAUUUAAAGUUCGUGAAUUGCUGACAAAAGAAAUGGUCAAUUCUAUUGAAGGCCUUCAAUAUUAUCUGACUCUUGCAGAGAAUUCGACGAUUCUCACUGAUUCUGUUCUCAUUAAUAAUCUUCACGUUGAUAUUAUCAUUAAUUGGAUUGUAUUUUAUAGACAAGGACAGAAAUUGUAUAUUCAGAAUGUAGAAGCAUCAAAUCAAUCAUCUCAGAUUAACAAAACCUCAAUCUUUAAGCGACUUUAUCGAACUUUAUCACAAAAAGGUUUUAAAAAUUAUAAUAAAAACGGUAAUGAAAAAAGAAACAGCAAACGUGCUUCAGUGCAAUCAAUGCGAUCAAUCUGCAGUGGGGUGACAACUACAUUUAAGUUCAACUUGAUUUAUCGUCACUCUCGAGAUAAAUACACUUUGAACGAUUAUCGGUUUGGUUGCCACGACAUUGGACCUGUUGUAGUAAUCGCUCGAAUAAGAGAUUCACGUGUCUUGAUUGGUGGAUAUUCAGUUUCUCAUCUUCGAAUAUUUUCACAAAACCAAUCCGAUAGUGCACAGACAACGACUAAAGGCGUAAGUUUUACUUUUACUUUUGAGGAUUUCGACAAAUUGGAAACCGCGGGAAACCAUUUCCCACUAACGAACAAAAUAGACUUAAACGUGGUUUUGGAUCGAGCUCAUUCUUUUGAUGGACCUUGCUUUGGAAUUGAUGAUUUAGUUUUGGACUUUAGUAGUUCACGUGGUACUUUUAAGCAUGAGCUUGAAAGUUCACACAAAAGAUUCACAUUUGAUGAAUGCGAAAUUUAUCAAGUUAUUGAACUAAAUCAGGACCUGUAA
This is a messenger RNA of Ambispora leptoticha, 1614 nucleotides long. The record is from the annotation of a GenBank genome assembly. NCBI's taxonomy places the organism in Eukaryota, Fungi, Glomeromycota, Glomeromycetes, Archaeosporales, Ambisporaceae.